Molecule: messenger RNA, 1593 nt
Organism: Oreochromis niloticus (Nile tilapia)
Lineage: Eukaryota; Metazoa; Chordata; Actinopteri; Cichliformes; Cichlidae
Exons: 4
Coding region: 1-1593 (530 amino acids)
Source: RefSeq, a predicted model, not a curated record
AUGGAGGACAUUGGUGUCGAAAAUAUGAAGGGUUUGGCGGAUGCUUUUGCCACAUCUCAAAGCGUUGAGGAUUUCCUCCUGGACCCCAACAUUUUCAUUCCAUUGCAGGCAACGACAGUUGAGGAAUCCAUGAAACUUGUCUGGAGUAUAUUUGAUUACGACGGAGUGGUGGUUGAACUAAAAAACUUGAAAGGCCUGCAUAUACCCUUUUCCAGGUUGAACAUGGCACCCUUCAAAAUGCACCAGCUGAAAAACUCCUGGCACACCAUAAAGAAACACUUUGACCUUAGUAAGGUGUCUGUGGAGGGCUUAAAAGUGCUGCGAAAGUUGCUCAAAGACCUUCCGCUGGAAGAGCUGACCAGACCCACGCUGCAGAAGACCAUCAUUCACAACAAGGGGAGCAUGAACGUAUUGCCGCAGGAUCAAACGUUCGUGCUUUCCAAACUUGAUGAAGCGAAGAGGAUGUUGCCGGAGCAUCCAACAUUGGAAGUCCGAGCAGGACUGGAAAGGAUGUUUGGACCCAGAGCUAGGUUCUUCACGUGCAUGUCCAUGCACGAGUGUGUUAACGUGCAGACAGAACUCGACCAGCGUCCACCGGACAUCUUGCGACCUUUGGCAGAGAUCGCCACUAAACCUAAUGUCACCUUCUGGCAAUUUUAUGUGGACAGCCCACACACUCAUUAUAUGUCCACAUUCCGGCACCCCAUUAGUGGCUUGAUCGUCACUGGUGGCCUCGGCCACCCGAAUUACGUUCAGGCGGUGGCCACCAGAGCUGAGGACUACUACAUCCACAUGAUGGACUUGGCCAGGAAGGCAGCAGGUAAUUAUAACCUGAGAAUAGAGAUCGUGGAGGGGAAAGAAGGGAAGGAACUGGAAGAUUUGGACCUGGUUUCUCCGUGGGAAUUCUUCAACUGCGAGGCAUUGUAUAAGUGCCUGAGGGACUUCCCCCUCGUUGUCCCCUUUAAACGGGAACACGAACAGCCAAGUGUGAAUGAGAUACUGUCUCGCUGUCUAAAGUAUAUGGCUGACCAGCUCCGGCAACUCGGGGAGAAGCACACAGGCAAAGGCGGCUUUCUCCCAGUGUGGAAGGCAUUCCAGCUGGAGCUUGCGCUGGAGGAGGCAUUAUACGGGCACCCCUUGUCCAACAUGGACAGACAGUACUCGGCAGCACUGGGGACCAGCUCGCUGCACGAGUUCAGCGCAACCAACAUGAGGGGCUUCAUGGGCCUGGGUGCAGCAACUGGUGCAGCUAUUGACGACUGCCCACCUCCUCUGGCACACUGGACAAGGGACACACUACAGAUGAAAAGAAUCGAGAGGCUAUUUGCUCUCACAUUGACUCUCGAGUGCGAGCCUUCCGUGCUGGGACCUGAGCUUGUGAAGCUGCUGCUGAAAGACCUCUUCAGGAGGAACGACGGCAUCUUCAUCUCAGAGCUGCAAGGGGAAAAAUGCCCAGAAAAUCUGAAGGGACACAUUAAUCUGGCUUCACUGACGGAGAACCUGGCCACCAGAGACUCCUUCCCGACCCCAUUCACCUUUGCCCGGGCGAGGAAGCUUGUUGAGGGGAAGGCAAGAAUGUACAAGAAUGCCUGA